Geodia barretti is the source of this 4914-nucleotide messenger RNA. NCBI's taxonomy places the organism in Eukaryota, Metazoa, Porifera, Demospongiae, Tetractinellida, Geodiidae. The record is from the annotation of a GenBank genome assembly.
GAGAGAAGAUGGCGUUCCCUGGUGGCUCCCUCGUGUCGAGCAUUCUGCAAAAGUCCAGCGCUCUGGACCAGAGGCUGGUGGAAAGCGGUGCCCAGAAACUCUCGAAGAAGGUCGGGCAGCUGAAGGAGGAGAUGUACGAACACGUGCGGCAGAGAUACGUCGAGUUCGAGACUCACGUGCAGACGACGUGCCAGCUGAGGGAGAAACUGAGGGAGGUGGAGGGCGAGUACCGACGGCUGAACGCGGACAUCGGCGGAGAACUGAGACGCAAGAUUGCCGACUCGGCAGAGAAACGACGCGAGAUCGAGGACAGUCUCCGCGACGUCCAGGAGAAGAUGGAGUUUGUUCGGAGAUUGGCCUCCGUUCACGAGGAGCUGCAGGCGUCCCAGCGGAACCUGGACGAGGGGGACUGGGUUGAGGCGGCACAGAAGCUGCACGACGUGGCCGUGUGCCUUGGGGAGCUGUCAGAGAUGGGCUGCGAGGCGAGGGUGUUCAAUGCUCUCCAAGAAGAAACCGCUCUCGUGAACUCUGAGGCAGACCUCACGCUCGUGGAAGAGUGGGACAAACGAGUCAACUGGAGCCCCGAAUCGGCCACAAAGGACCCACCGUAUCACGUGAUUCUACAGACUAAGCUGAGCAUUCCGUCAAGCUACACUCUCGACAUAGAAGGAGACGGGAGGUCUCUAGCCGAUGUAGUCGGUGCAUGUCGGGCCCUCGAUACGUGGGCAGAGGUUCAGCUGGAAUUCUCCAAUAAACUCCGUCAUCUCAUCGUGAAACCCCUCGUCACAAUUCCAGCCCUGGGGGUUGCAUGUCAAGUCCAGUCCGCAAGGAGCUGCAUCAUUCUCUCAAUCACCGAGGCAGAGGAGGAAGAAGAAGAGAAAGAGGGCAGUGAGAGGAUUUCCGAGCUCUACGCGAACCUUGCUACGGUAUUCAAGGUGGUCGGUCAAGUUGUGCCGGUGGAGAAAGAGGGGUGGACGGGGAAAGUGGGGAGGUUGGUGCUCCCGGAGAUGACCCAACUCAUCACAGAUCACCUCCUCAAGAAACACGUUCCAAAGACACCGGAAGAGCUGGAGAGAUACGAAGAAGUGAAGGUAGCGACAUGUGAGUUUGAAGCCGGGUUAACAGAGUUGGGUUUUGCUGAGGCGGGGUUUUCGGGGCUCUCAGAUUUCACUCAGAACAUUGAGGUCUAUUUCGAGGAGCAGAAACGACAAGAGUUGCUUGCAAAUGCUCGAUCGAUUCUGAUGAAGUCCAUCCACGACACGGAGAAGGUCGUGACUCCGGAACGCUCUGAGAUCGGCCAUGCCUCGCCCUGGAGCGAGGGGGAGAAGGGGGGAGGUGGCAGGGAGAAAUGGACACCACAACUAGAGCCUGGAACAAAGAUCCCGACGUUAACGGAUCUGAUGUUGCACGAAGACAAGUUGAGGGAUGUGGGUACUCAUUUCCCCGAGUGUGCAGUCAGCAGGUGCAUAUUGGAGUAUGUAGCUCUACUCUGCGACCUCUUGGAGGCUAGCUACUCCAAGGAGACAGAGGAGGAAAAGAUGGACAUGUUUCGGACCGUGCGGGACCUGAUUGAUCUCUACCGCGCCGUUUUCCCGACUCAUCACAGCGGGGACAUUGCCACUAUUCCGGCCGCGGCGGCAACGUACUACAACAACUGCAUGUACCUCGUCCACCACCUCAUCGUGGAGAGCGCAAAGCUCUCGCGGAAUCUGUCGCCACGUGCCUCCUUUGUUGAUCUCAUCCUCAUCGUUAGACGAAUGGGCGAGGACACCUUUCAGCAGGAGAUGCGGAAACAACGCGAGUCUGUCCUGCGCAGCCUGAAAACGGUUGGCGAUUUCGGUGGCGUUUCGAACGACGACAAGAGAGACGAAGUGUACCGUGGGGUGCGCCAGGGGCUGUUUCAGAUAACCCAGCUCAGCAGGGUGUACAAGAACACCCUGCCGGUUCACGUCCACCGAGACGCCGCAGGGAACCUACUCGACGUGCUGGUGUCCUACAUGAUCCAGGGUGUUCUGUCGCUCGAGGACAUUGUGAGCAAGGAUUCGUCAGAAUUGAGCAGACUUCUCGGCGUGAUCGUUGAAAAAGGGCCGUCGGUGAUGCAGAUGAGUGAGGAAGAGGCAAAGAAAGAGCUCCAUCACCACUGCCCCAGCUGGCUCCAGCUACAGGACCUGGCAUUUGUCCUCGAUGCUCGCCUGCAAGAGAUUGUCGACCGAUGGGCAGGGGGAGAGGGGACACUGGGCAAAAAUUUCAAAGCCCUGCAGAUUCGCACACUCAUAAAGGCACUGUUCACCAACACAGACCGCAGGGCUGCAGCCCUGGACAAGAUCACCAUGCAAAAAAAAUAGAUGUCAGGAAAUAUUUUUAGUAGUCUGAGAAAUUUUUUAGUGCGCUUUGAUUGGAGUAGGCGGCGUCGAUGCUGCUGCGGGUGCAGCGCUUCUUGAGGGAGGUUCGCAAGGCGACCAGACUGCAGAGCUACGACGUGCGGGAGGAAUUGGUGCUGUGGCACUUCAGGCACUCGAGCUCGCUGCGGGAAUGGAGCUGCAUCAGCGAUCGGGACAUGGGCGGCUACUCGACCGCUUCUCUGGAGCCCAAUGGGAAAGGAACGGGAGCUAGGUUCCACGGCCAUCUGAGUGUCGAGCGGCCGCCAAAUGCGUCACCGCGUUACAGUGGAUACUGCGCCAUUAGGUCCAAGCCGAGAAAAGUAACCAUUGACUGCUUUAUCAGCAGCAGACGACGCCAUCUCUCGAACGAUGCAGGAGCAGUGGAUGGAGAGCGGGUUGUACGACGUCUCCGGUUACGAUGCGCUCCAGUUGCGUGUGCGCGGAGACGGACGGAGGUUCAUUGCGAACCUUAGCGCUCCCAGCAUGGGACGCAGGGACGACGUCUGGCAGACAUUCGUGUUCACCAGAGGCGGGCCUGAAUGGGAGGACAUUACUUUGCCGUUUUCCGAGUUUUUCCUGACAAAUCGUGGCUACAUGCAGGACGCUCAGACACAUCUGCCCAGGUCGUCCAUCAGCACAGUGGGCCUACUGUUGGCUGACAAAGUGACUGGUCCGUUUGAGCUCGAGCUGCAGGCCAUCAAAGUAGUCAGGCGAAUGAGCAGCAGAACAGAGAAUUAGACACAUUGCCGUUCAUUAACUCAUUGACAAACACUUUUGAUUCCAUGUGAGGGUACAGUGACAAGGCAUCACCUAUUUGCUCCGUUAUUGUCCUUUCCACAUGGGAUCUAUCAUUUGUGUGUCUAUUCUGGGAUACAUGUAAUGUGUUUGGAGUUGCUUGGCUAUCUUUUCUUUGGGUUGUCUGUAGUCUUGAGGAUGGAGAGGGAAGAUUAAGAGGUUAGGUGGAUAUGCUGUGAGGCUUACCUGAUCCAAACCAAGUUUCUUGAUCCAGCCGUGGAUGGUGUGUAAGGUAUCUGGGUUAGGAUGCAUGCGUACGUCCUGGAGCGAGACUGCGAAAGAAAAAAACGUAACGUAAUGCGUGCGCGGUUUCGGACGCGACGUUUUCGUUCUGCUCACUAACUUGUGAUGUCUUCUCCUUUGCGGAGACGGUAAUAGACGGUGCCGAGGCCGCAGAGCAUGGUUCCUGCCCAUAUCCACACCAUAGGAAUGGUGUUUCGAGCGACAAACAGUCUGAAACGGUACCACCGGCCUCCUAGCGAAUUCAUCUCCGCCGUAUUGUAAAGGUCGAAGUGCACACGUGUGUCGCUUCAGCCGUCGUCAUCAUCAUGAAGCUGUUGACUCACAACAUGCUCACGUCCCACGUCAAGGGAGUCAAGAACGGCUUCCCUCUGAGAAUACUGGCGAGGAAGGUGGAGGUGAGACAGAUUGACUUCAACCCCAACUUUAUCACGAGAAUGAUACCCAGGAUCGACUGGUCCGUUCUGAGAGCUGCUGCUGAGAACUUGGGUCAUGGACAAGGCCUGCCAGAGAGUCCUCCCGAAGAGUAUGAAUCGCAAGAGGAUUUCCUGAAAUCUGCACACCACGUGCUCAUGGAGGUCGAAGUGUUGGAAGGUGAUCUGGAGUGUCCAGAGUCUGGGAGAAAGUUUCCAGUCACAGAGGGAAUUCCAAACAUGCUACUGAGAGAAGACGAAGUGUAGCUACCUAUACACCAUGUCUCAUUCACUGCCUCACUUAUGACAAUUUUCCGCUGUACUGGUCUCGAAUUUUUCGUGAUGGUGUGCAUGCUGAACUGACAAAAUUUUGUAACAGCCAAUAUCACAGGAAUCUAAGAUUCAGUAUAAUGCUGGUGAAAAAGUAUAUAAUUAUUAUUGCUGGUCAUUCGCUUGAGCAUAAACGACCUCUUCCACUGCUGAAGCUUGAGCUUCUCCGCUCACAUUAACAUAUCCAGGCCCCGGAGCAGUCUGAGGGUUGUUAGCAGUGGAAUCAUCUGGAGCGUUGCCCCCGGUUCCAGAGUCAUUAACGGGAUUUUCGUACUCCUGGGGUGUGGCCGGUGGGCUGGGAUUGGGGUGGUCAUAAGGGCUCUGGCAGAUUGUGGCAUAGUGGCCGUCAUCGCCACUGCUCCCACCUGUGUCUUCUCCUCCUCCAUCCUCUCUUCUCCCUGUUCUGAACUUUACCAACUCAUAGGCCGCAUUACCGUAGGUUGAGAUGUCCUUCGCUUCCGGUAAAUCAGUCUGUUCUGCUCUCCAGACAGCGUUUGAAGGCUCUCUGCGGCGGUGUGCUGCUAUUCUCAGCCUGGCGAUAGAGACCGCAACAAUAGUGAGGGCAAUGAUGAGGAUAAUGGCCACUGCCCCUCCAAUUACAGCUCCGGAAUCAUCUAAAACACUCUGAGAGGUUGUUGCAGACACUGUAGGUGAUUUGCAUCCCUCGGUGUCAUUGGGAGAUAAGACAGCUACGGGGCAUUCAAGAUCAAUGCUUAUUUCAACUCGAGCCACUACGAUGCUCGAUUUGCUGCUGA